Molecule: messenger RNA, 1767 nt
Organism: Vicia villosa (hairy vetch)
Lineage: Eukaryota; Viridiplantae; Streptophyta; Magnoliopsida; Fabales; Fabaceae
Exons: 6
Coding region: 1-1767 (588 amino acids)
Source: RefSeq, a predicted model, not a curated record
AUGUCAGGAAACCCCGCACGACUUAGACAGGGUAGGGAGACCCGGACCGCAUCGGCUCAACGCGAGCGGACCUCACAGUUAGCAUCGACACGGGGACGGGGUCGAGUACCCAUCCAAACGGAUGAGGCGCCUGCUGGUUCCUCAUCUGGAUCUAGGGGUCGGCUGACUCGGGCCUCUUUCUCUCCUGAGGUGGUACGUGAGGAGGAGGAGAUCGAGGAGGAUGUGAGACAUCAUGAGGAUGAUAUACCAUAUGCUAACCCUUCGAGCGGGGAGGAUGAUACGGAGGAGGGGUACCCGAGAGGGCCUACACACACUUCCGAACGACCGACCAUAAAAUCCGUGAACCAUGCACAGAAGAUAUUUUCUCUGUUUAAACCACAGGCUCAGUGGUUUAAUGACGUGGUAGCUGGGAGCGGGCUUGGCGGGUUAUGCAUAACCGACUAUAGUACCAUCAGCCACGACAUGCAGGGCGCUUGGCACAAGGAGACAUCUUAUUUCCACCUUCUUGUUGGGGAGUUCACGAUCACCUUACACGACGUGGCCUGUCUGCUCCACCUGCUGAUCAGAGGGAGGCUGCUCGACCAUUCCCUGAUACUAAUGGUUGAGGCCAUUGAGUGGAUGGUGGGCUAUCUGGGCAUGGACCCAAACAUGGAGGAUUACGAGUGUAGAGAAACGGGUGGGGCGCGUAUCAAGUUCUCCAGCUUGAUACAGCUGUAUGAGAACCACUUGGUGGCGGCACCAGAGUUGGAGCAGGAGAGUGACGAGCUUUUUACUGAGUAUCACCGUGCUUGCGCUCUGCAGUGCUGGUUCAUGUUAUUGGUAGGCACUGCACUCUUUGUGGACAAAAGUACAACCUACAUCGACAUGACGUAUCUCCGGUACUUUAUCGAUCUGACUAUAGUAGACCAGUGGAAUUGGGGGGCAGCUAUUUUGGGAUGGAUCAUCUUAUACUUCCACCACAUCCAUGGUUUCGCUAUUGAUCCUGCGUACAAUGAGGGCAUGCCCAGGGCCGCACGAUUCGUCCUCCAGAGAGGGAAUAACACGGUGGGCCCAUAUCGCGUGUACCUGGACCACACUGUGCAUGAUGACAUCCAUUGGACACCCUUCACUAAUUACUGUCUUGUUGUCCCAUUCGACCGCACCGCUUUAUACUCUAUAUGGUUGGCGUGUGGGACCAACACCAUGGUCAGGUAUCUGCCGGAGCGGUGCAUUAGGCAGUUUGGACGUGUACAGAUAAUACCGACGUCUCCGCUUGAGGCUGCUCCCGACACCAUUACCCGAGUGGGCCUCACUGCUAUAUUUGAGGAUUGGGCGCAUCAUUUGGUUCCCGAGGAGUAUCGGCGUAUGGUGGCCACCCAAGAGUGGCACUGUGUGAAGGUAUACCAACGGAUACAGAUGCUUGGACAAGAUGCAUUGGACAGAGGUAUCAUUGAGCAGGGCGGUCCAGAGGCAGUUGCUAUUAUGGAGAGGAUGGUCAGUGACGCGGCUGGUGCGGCGGCGUAUAGACGGCAGAGGAGGUCCCAGAUAGUUAGGGUGAUUGAUAAAGCAAAGGAAUAUUGUGCUAGUGCGGCGUUGCAUCAGGUUUUUAUAGAGCAACAACAUUACAUAGUUAAUACCAGGUGGAAUCCAUCAACAAUUGGUUGGAUUUGUGUCAAUGUGGAUGGAGCUGUUAAGCAUAAUUUAUCUGCUACGUGUGGAGAGUUGUGGGAAGUGUUGGAGGGGAUUAAGUAUGCGAUUGGAAAAGGAUAUCCGAGAAUUAAGAUUUAA